Messenger RNA from Funneliformis mosseae, 873 nucleotides. The record is from the annotation of a GenBank genome assembly. NCBI's taxonomy places the organism in Eukaryota, Fungi, Glomeromycota, Glomeromycetes, Glomerales, Glomeraceae.
AUGAAGUUGUUUGAUAAUACUACCAGUAAUCGAGUGAUAAUUUACACUGAAAAUUUGAUGAGGGUAACGAAUAUUAAAUCUUUUAAGAGGAUAGGCAAUAAGAAUAAUCAAGAAGCAAGUAUUUAUUUGAAAUGGAAAUUAAUUACUUCCCUUGAAGAUACUUUUAAAAUACUUUAUAAACGACCCUCAUGGACAUUUGAUAAAGUAAAUAAAGUGUUGGAAUUACCUGAUCCAUUUAAAUUUAAUCAGAAAUUAACAGAAGAUCGUGAUGAUUAUGAGGUUACGGACACAUUUAUCAUUUAUUUUAAUGGAUUCAUGUUUGAUGGAUCUAAUGAAAUAUCGAACAAAUUCAAUAAAACAUCUAAUAUGAAGAACAACAGAGAUGAUGACUUGAAUAAUCACGGCAAAAGUGAUAUUGAUAAUUUACUUGAAGCUUGGAAAGAAUUGGAAACUCUUCACAAAAAGAAUAUGAUUUAUAAAUUAGGCGUUAGCGAAUUUACUAAAAAUCAAUUGGAAAAUUUUAUAAAGGCUGUUGAGGUUCCUCCAAAGAUAGAUCAAAUUAAUUUCGACUGUUGUGCAAUACCAAAAGAGAUUAUUGAAUUCGCCAAAAAGAAUAAUAUAGAAUUAUUAUCACAUAAUGAUUCAACAGAUAUAUUACCUUCCACAACUUUUCAAAAAAUUAUUGAUGAUGCUAAUACAAAUAAAGUUAGGCUAAACAAGGAUUUAUCACCUCGUUGGGUACUCAAGUAUUCUGUAAUGAUACCAGAUAGAGGGGUCAUUAAUAAUAAAGGGUAUAUUGUUAUGGCAAGUACAACAAAUUCAGAUCCAAAAUUUACUUAUACUAUAGAUGAGAUUGAAAAAAAUGGGUUUUAG